This is a messenger RNA of Fopius arisanus, 1527 nucleotides long. RefSeq names its product aldose 1-epimerase. The transcript is spliced from 4 exons. Bases 209 to 1285 code for a protein of 358 amino acids. Lineage: Eukaryota; Metazoa; Arthropoda; Insecta; Hymenoptera; Braconidae. The record is from RefSeq and is a predicted model, not a curated record. Gene Ontology annotation, biological process: glucose metabolic process; beta-D-galactose catabolic process via UDP-galactose, Leloir pathway. Gene Ontology annotation, molecular function: carbohydrate binding; aldose 1-epimerase activity.
AGAGUUGACUCCAGUUCAAUGGAUGUGAGGGCCUAAAUUGGUUCAAUGAAAUAAAUUACCGAAUCUCGGCUUUCAUUAAAUUGUCACUGUAUUUGUUGUGUAUGUUUAUUGGAUGAGUUGAGAUAAGCAUUCAGUCGAAACAAGAGGCUUCCUCUCUUCACUUCGCAAGUAUCAGUAUCACUAUCAUAAUUUCCUUUGACUCUUGAAGAUGAGCCAAACACAAACGGCAGGGAUCACAGUGCAGUCGUGGGGGGCGAUAGAUGGGGAAGAAAUCAAAAUGUUCACUCUGAGGAACAAAAAUAAUCAAGAAGUGGAUAUUUUAAAUUAUGGUGCUACCAUCAGAGCUAUUCGCACACCCGAUAAAAAUGGAAAAGUCGAGGAUGUUGUUCUAGGGUUCGAUAAUAUCGAAGGCUAUCUAAAAUCGGAUAAUCCGUAUUUUGGAGCGACUGUCGGGAGAGUUGCAAAUCGAAUUGGCAAUGGGAAAUUCAUCCUGGAUGGAGUCGAGGUAAAUGUCUCCAAGAACAAGGCACCCAACACUCUUCAUGGAGGUUUCAAAGGUUGGAAUGCCAAAAUUUGGGAAUCAGAGAUUCGAAACAACUCAUUGGUGAUGACAUUAUUGAGUGAAAAUGGUGAGGAGGGAUUUCCAGGGGCUGCAAUUGCGACAGCGAUCUUCAAACUCCAUGACGAUGGGACUCUGUCCAUCGUCAUGAAGACUUGUGCUACCAAAGCCACUCCAAUCAAUCUCACUAAUCACAGCUACUUCAAUCUAGCUGGACACGCAACGAAUGCAUCUCAACUCUACAAGCACUCGAUGAUGCUGAAUGCAGAUCGUUGGACAGUGACAGAUGCAGAUAGCAUUCCAACUGGUGAAAUUAGAUCUGUCGCAAAUAGCGUAAUGGAUCUGAGAACACCGAAGAUCCUAGGUGACGUAAUUCCCAAGGUGCCUGGUGGAGGAUACGAUUACAAUUUCUGCAUAAUCGAUGGUGAGAAUAAUGCAAACAGGAAACUAGUGGCAAAAGUCGUACAUCCUGAGUCAGGCAGAACCCUUGAGGUCCAUACCAAUCAACCUGGAGUGCAACUCUACACCGCAAAUUUUAUACCAGACACAACGACUCCUGGAAUCCUCGGAAAAGAAGGGAAAAGUUAUUUCAAACAUGGAGCUUUCUGUCUUGAGACACAGAAUUAUCCAGACGCUGUCAACCACGAGAACUUUCCUGAUAGCAUUCUGAGACCUGGAGAUGUGUAUCAUCACACCGUUGAUUAUAAAUUCGGAGUUAGCGCUUAAUGACUGCAUUAAUGAUUCAUUAUCGAAUUAAUCACUCAGUGCAAUCAAAUAAUAUUUAUCUAAAUGAUUGCAAUAUUUUUUAUUAUCUUAAUGGGUUGUAUCGAGAAUAAAAAUUUGAUCGUGACAAUAAUUGUGUCGAUGAAUGAUUGAAGAGCAGAAUUGACAUAUUCUGUACCUCUCAUGAUUUUUUAAUGUGUAUUGAGGAAAAAUAAAGGAAUCCCAUGUUUUUUAAUUGAAAAAUA